ACCGGGCAUGCGCUUCCAGACCACCUUUUGCUAUACUCUUUGCAAGCCGGGCCCCGGCAUUUGACGUCUUCUAUGGUCAGAGAAAGCAUUUAUCGUCAUGUCUGAACUAAAUCUGCACAUAUGGCGCCUCGUUUUCCUUGCAAUUGAUACCCGUGAUGACUUGAAGAAUAUUUGUUUAAUCUCAAAAGCUUUCAAUGCAUUAUCUAUACCUAUCCUUUACAGAUCAAUCGUCCUGCGUGCUCCAACACCUCCCAAGAAGUUGAAGGGAGAAAUGGAUAGAUUUGACUAUGAUAAAGAAUGCACGCUCAUGGAAGAAAAUCAGGAACUGUCACCUUUUAGCCUUACCGGGCGUCUUCUUGAUGAUGCCAACGAGAAACUGCGAAAAUACGUACGCGAGGUGGUCUUAGAAAGAUCGAGAGUCUCGAGUCCCGACCACUUGCGCCAGUUCUUUGAGAAGCAUGGAGAACCAGAUACCGUUAUGGCCAAAUUGGUGGAGAUAUUGCCGAAUCUUCAAAAUCUUGUCCUCCAUGAGAGCGUUCCAUUAUCAGAGCCUCUUCAAGAUGCGUUAAGCAAUCACAAGAACGCACCGUCGGUCCAUUUGCUCAAUGAGAGAGGUUUCACUCUGCUUACGCGGAAAAUGCCUUUUGUACAAAGUCUGAGCACCAGCUUUCGAGUUCAUUCUUUCUCUCGCAAGCCUCAACUGCCACCAUCACUGGAUCUGAAUAGAUGCUUCAAGAUCUUCCCGAACUUGACGAGCCUAUCAAUCGAGGCUAACAGGGAACACGCUGGCCCUAUGCGAGGUCCUUUUUCGGUUACGGCCAGGAUUGAGCCACUCGAAUUAGCCGACAAGGAGACCUUUCCUCCGCUUGAGAAUCUUUCUCUGAGUGGCUACUUUCCAAUGGAGCAGGAAUGGAGGCACUGGAAGGAGAAAUUUUUGUGGUCUAAUCUAAAAUCGUUGUCCUUCGGAGAGAUACAUACUGAUGACUAUUUUGGGCCGAUUAUAGGCCAUGUGCACAACUUAAUUUCGUUUUCAAUAUCGGCCUGGUGCGGUCCCCCAUCUGAUACUCAUCCUGAUUUGGAUCGCUUUCUGGCUUCUUUUGACACAUUGGAAUGCUUGACCAUCAAAGGGUACUUUGUGUCCAUACAUACAGUGACUCGACAUUCAAACCUCCAAAGAUUCACUCAACAUACGGUUGAGAGUUCAGUGAGAGAACGACCGAUCCUAGAGGCGAGAGAUAUAAGCUACCUUGGUCAACAAUGCCCUCAACUUCAAUUCUUGGAAAUUGAUAUUUGUGGGAAGGAUGAAUGGCCGGGCGAUAUUAUCCAAGCCCUAGCUACGGGGUUCAAUAACCUUGACCAACUUCGACUACAUAUCGGACUAGACAUCUUUCAAAGAACCAACUGGACACCCUGGGGCAAGUUGGACCCAGUUCUCAAUUAUUUUACCGCCUACGAGUUUGGCCAGGCUUUCUUCCGUCAAAGAAAGCUCUCGGGCGCACCAAAGCUUGUCACCCUCAACACGGGCGAGUAUCUACGCCGUUACCCACGGUUAGCUGAACCAUUCUGUUUUGAGGAAAAACGAGCAUUUCGCCGAUUUCAAAUCUUGCCUCCUCAAACGCCAGGCGAUGGCCUUGGAAUCAGGGAACUAGGGGAUUUCGAAGACGACAGGUCCUGAUUAUGUCGAUGCCUCCAAAGGCCGUACGUGGAACAUCAGGAACAUUGUCAAUUUGUGAUUUACAAUGGGCUUUGGGUGUAGCGAGGCAAUGAGACUGUCCUUUGAAGAACCAUACCUAUUCG
Molecule: messenger RNA, 1797 nt
Organism: Penicillium brasilianum
Lineage: Eukaryota; Fungi; Ascomycota; Eurotiomycetes; Eurotiales; Aspergillaceae
Source: the annotation of a GenBank genome assembly